GGAAUCGAGUAAUCAUGGUGGAAUGUUUGAAUUUUAAAGGAAAGCACAAGAUGUUUACCUGUUGGAAUUUUUUCUUUCUUUUGGUUGGAAUUUCGAAUUUUGUUGAUGCGCAAAGACCAGAUAUUGUGGAUGAAAUUUUACCCGAGGUGAAACAAAAAAAUCAGACUGGGUACUUGAACUGUACGGUAGUCAACAAGGGUUCUGAAUCAGUGGUACUAUGGACACGGUCUCAGACUGUGAAUGGAGGAAAUCCAAUUUUGCUCAGUGAGGAUGAUAAAAUAGUAUAUCAAGGUAACGAUCAAGGCAUUAAUGAGGAUUCAGGGCUGAAAAAAUAUGAUAUACAGAGUCGAAUAAAUGGACGUCGAAUUACGUACAUGUUGGUAAUUCGUUAUUUAGCAGAGGAGGAUGCUGGAGAUUAUCUGUGUACUAUCAAAAUUCAAGGUAUUGAGUGGGUCGAGUGGCCCAAAAAGAUUGGAAAACUCACAGUGCAGGUUGCUCCCAAAAUCCAGCCUGGAAUGAACUCGAUUUACGAACAGAACAUUGGAACUUCCCUUCAGCUGAACUGUGAGGCUCAUGGCAAUCCAUACCCAAACAUUACAUGGAGGAGGGAGGAUGGACAGGAGCUACCAAUGGGAGGAUUCCAGUCAAGGGGGUCACAACUGAGCUUAACAGAUAUCCAGAGAAAUGAUCGUGGUAACUACAUCUGUGUGGCUGACAAUAAUGUCAAACCGCCAGACAACUUCAAAGUGGAACUCAUCGUCUUCUUUGCACCGUCAUGUAGGCCUGUGCAGUCUUCAGUGGGCCAGGCACAACACAGAAGGCUUAAUGCCAAGCUAGAAUGUAUUGUUGCAGGAUAUCCCCAGCCAAGUAUGGUUUGGAUGAAGGAAGGUGAGAAUGGAAAACGCAUUGAUAUUCAGGACGAUGAUAAAUACGAUAUCACCCAACAGUUUAGCAGUCAGCUUCAGAAUGACGAGUUCUGGUAUACACUUCUUGUGAAGAAUGUUCAGGCUAAAGACUACACUAAAUAUUUUUGCGUUGGAAACAACAGCUAUGGAAGUGGAGAAACGACUAUCCGUUUGUAUGAAUCUACGUUUUCAUCUGAUUCAUUCAGUUUAGAAUCAUCAUCAGCUACCAUUUCUGAAUCUACGUUUUCAUCUGAUUCAUUCACUGUAGAACCAUCAUUACCUACCAUUUCUGAAUCUGUGUCUUCAUCUGAUUCAUUCAAGUUAGAAUCAUCAUCAGCUACCAUUUCUGAUUGCAUGUUCGGAGACCGGGUUCUAAACUGCCGGGUCAGUGAGUGCGCUACCUACACCGCCGCAGGUAUCCUCAAGGACUGUUGUGAGACAUGUAAAACCUAUACCGUGUCUACACCAGCUCCCAAUUCUAACAGCACUGCGCUACCUAGUUGGGUUAUACCGGCGGCUGCGGGUACUGGUGGAGGCCUGUUGGUCUUCAUCAUAAUUGUUGUUGCUUGUUGCUGUUGUCGGAAAAGUCCCAGUGAAGAGGAUGCAUUGACAUAUCAGCCUCAAAUGAGGAACACUGUUCCAAGGCAGCAAAGCAGACUUAACCAACCAAAUUCCCGCUACAAAAGUGAAAUUCGACAGCCAAAUUGGAUGAAAUACAUGGUCCAUAUCAGUGCUGGGGACAAUACACACAUGUACGAGCGCCCACUCCCAAUUAGGCCUAUUCAGCAGCAGAUGUCAGGGCCAAGUCGUCAGAUGUCUACAAAAUUCAAUGUCUACAUGAAGUUGGAGCACGAUCCCAACUUCCCCGUCAAUGUCAGCUCAAGAUAUGUUGUCUCAAGUAAUCAACAAUAUACCAAUGCUGGAUAUUCCAAAUAGUAAAUUUUAAGAAGAAUUUCCAAACUCCCAGUGCUGGAUUUUCCAAAUAGUAAAUUCUAACAAAAAUGUCCAACCUGCCAUUGCUGGAUAUUCUAAAUAGUAAAUUCUAACAAACAUUUCCAACCAGAACGUUGUUGAUCUUCACUUGUUUCAUUAUAACCAAACAUUUUCAACACGUGUAGACCCCUUCAUAUUAACUGUUACUCGUUUAUUUUAACUAUUAAGUUAUUUGUUUAUUUACAUGCCUUACCUGUGAUUGUGAUCAAUCAAAUGGUUUACUGAAUAGACCAAAACUCAAACAAGUGAGUAUUUUACCGGAUUUGUACAAUAUAUUAUAUAGCUUUUACAUUUUUCUAUGGUACUACAAUAUUGAUGUCAUAUGAUUAUAACUACAUUGCCUUCGAUAUCUUUACAAAUUAUGAUAGGCAUUUUCUCACGAACACACUGCAGUUGUUAACAUUAGGCGUAUGAAUCUCAAUAAAUGUAAUUCGUCUAUUUUAUGACUGGGAACAAAAAAUAAAAGUUGAAUGUAAAAUACAGAUUAUGAACUGCGCUAAUGCGCUUCAUAAAGUGUACUGUUGUGAGGCAUCACAAUUCAGUUCCUCAUAUACGAGUAUUUUCAAAAAUGAAAUUAAUUUCGUAAGUAUCCCACAUGUACAUGAAUUAGCAUCAUUAUUUCUAUUUGAUAUACAACUGUUACCUAUACUAGGAUUUUUAUCCAGUGUAUUAAUUUUUCUUUUGUAUACAUGACCCAGCAUAAACAAUUGUGUUCACUUGUUAACAAACUGUAUCUGUGCUCAAUGCCAAUAAAAUCAAAAGAAAACAGAAA
Molecule: messenger RNA, 2670 nt
Organism: Ostrea edulis (European flat oyster)
Lineage: Eukaryota; Metazoa; Mollusca; Bivalvia; Ostreida; Ostreidae
Product: lachesin-like
Exons: 15
Coding region: 15-1841 (608 amino acids)
Cellular component (GO): neuron projection
Source: RefSeq, a predicted model, not a curated record